AUGGCGGCGGCGAUCGCCAGCGGGCUGAUCCGACAGAAGCGGCAGGCGCGCGAGCAGAACGCGCACCGCCCUGCGCCCAACCGGCGGCGGAAGAGUCCGGCCGCCAGGAAGAGCGGCGCGCUGUGCGGCGGGAGCGGCGGGGGCGGCGGCAGCGGCAGCCUGGCGGAAAUCUUCUCCAAGGUGCGCAUCUUCGGGCGGAAGAAGCGGCGGCUGCGGAGACAAGAGCCCCAUCUGAAGGGCAUCGUGACCCGUCUGUUCUGCAGAACCGGGUUCUACCUCCAGGUCGGACCGGACGGAACGCUGGACGGAACCACGGACGACAGCAGCAAUGCCUCUCUGUUUAACCUGGUCCCAGUGGGUCUCAGAGUCGUCGCCAUCCAGUCGGUGAAGACCGGACUUUACAUCGCCAUGAACGGACAGGGACACCUCUACUGCUCUGAGCUCUACACACCCGAGGCGCGCUUCAAGGAGGCGGUGUUCGAGAGCUACUACGUGGUGUACAGCUCGCUGCUGUACCGCCAGCAGGAGUCGGGGCGGGCCUGGUUCCUGGGUCUCGACAAGGAGGGCGGAGCCAUGAAGGGCAACCGCGUCAAGAGGACCAAGGCCGCCGCCCACUUCCUGCCCAAGCCCAUCGAAGUGGCUCUGUACCAUGAGCCCUCGCUACACGACGUUGGAGCCACCGCCCCUGGCCCCGCCCCCGGCCCCGCCUCCAAAAGCACAGCCAGUGAUCCGCUGGUGACGAACGAGGGGAAACCAGUCAGCAGGCCCAGCAAGGAGCGAACAUGA
Messenger RNA from Gadus chalcogrammus (walleye pollock), 786 nucleotides. RefSeq names its product fibroblast growth factor 14-like. The transcript is spliced from 6 exons. Gene Ontology annotation, cellular component: cytoplasm. Lineage: Eukaryota; Metazoa; Chordata; Actinopteri; Gadiformes; Gadidae. The record is from RefSeq and is a predicted model, not a curated record. Gene Ontology annotation, biological process: positive regulation of cell population proliferation; cell differentiation; positive regulation of gene expression. Bases 1 to 786 code for a protein of 261 amino acids. Gene Ontology annotation, molecular function: fibroblast growth factor receptor binding; growth factor activity.